Molecule: messenger RNA, 1900 nt
Organism: Pelobates fuscus (common spadefoot toad)
Lineage: Eukaryota; Metazoa; Chordata; Amphibia; Anura; Pelobatidae
Gene: GCM2
Product: glial cells missing transcription factor 2
Exons: 6
Coding region: 163-1620 (485 amino acids)
Biological process (GO): gliogenesis; regulation of transcription by RNA polymerase II
Cellular component (GO): nucleus
Molecular function (GO): DNA-binding transcription activator activity, RNA polymerase II-specific; RNA polymerase II cis-regulatory region sequence-specific DNA binding
Source: RefSeq, a predicted model, not a curated record
CUGGGAGCUGUUCCAAGGCUGACAGUCUUCUGUCUGCACACAGUGCGGGAGAUUUCUUAUUCAUUGUAUGAGAGGACUGCGAGAGGUCAGCUGAGGCUUGUCCCCAGAGCUGACAUUCCACAGGGGUUGUGAGUGACUUCUGUUCUCUGCACACAGUGUAAUAUGUCCAAGAUGGCAGGAGACAUGUAUGAAGAGUCGGACCGUGUCUGUUCCUAUGGGAUGAAGUUAACUUGGGAUAUUAAUGACCCCAAACUCCCGCAGGACCUGAAGCAGUUUGACAAUUUCCAGGAAUGGACAGAUGGCUAUGUUCGCUUUAUAUACAGCGGGGAUGACAAGAACGCACAGCGCCAUCUCAGUGGCUGGGCCAUGCGAAAUACCAACAACCACAAUUGCCAGAUCUUAAAAAAGUCCUGUCUGGGUGUGGUGGUGUGCAGUCGCAAUUGUACCUUGCCAGAUGGUGGGAAACUACAGCUCCGUCCCGCAAUUUGUGACAAGGCCCGUCAGAAACAGCAAAAAAAAUUAUGCAGUAACUGUAAUUCUGCUCUGGAGCUGAUUCCUUGUCGAGGUCACAGUGGAUAUCCUGUCACUAACUUCUGGAGGCUUGAUGUAAAAGCCAUAUUUUUCCAGGCCAAGGGUGUUCACGAUCAUCCAAGACCAGAAAGUAAAUCUGAGACGGAAGCAAGAAGAAGCGCAGUGAAAAGACAGCUGUCAUCUCACCUGUCACAGAAAAAGAAAAUUCUGGAGUCUGAGGUUGGGCGAUAUAACGACAGUGGUGGCCAUUUCUCCAAUAUUCAUCCUAUGUCUUGCAUAGAAGGAUCAGACCGGUUUAGUCUUGUAGCAGAUGCAAGUUUCCCUAUAACGGCUCAACAUUAUUCCUCAUUCCAGAGCACAGACCCUUACAAGCCUUCUUACGACCCGGUAAGCUAUCAGGGAGAUUCAAUGUCAUCAUUCCCAAAGUGUUCUAAUACAAGAAUAUAUGUGCCCAGGGCACCUUGUUAUGAUUUCCCUGGCUACAUAAACUCAAAUGCAUACCCACCUCUGUACAAGGAGGCAGUGAACAGUUUACCAGAUGUUGAUCGAAUGCCAUUAAAUGGACCUCACCCAAACCUUGGGGUCUUGGGUUCCCACGAAAGAAGCUAUGAUUCCAAUGGCAAACAUCAUGGAUGGAAACCAAUCUUUGGCAAAGCUGGCUAUGGAGACAGGAGUGAUUAUGGGCAGAUACAAGCAAGCACCGGCCAUUCUUAUUACAAUGCAGAAUAUCCCUGCAGAUAUGGUAGAAGUCCAUCUCCUGUUACUCCAGCUUUGCAAACUGUUAUAACCACCACCACCAAAGUAUCAUACCAAGCCUACAAACCUCCUGUGGUGAAAUACAACGAGAAUGUUUGUGAUGUUAAAACUCUUCCAAACUACACACACAUGCAGGACAGUAUAUCAGAAGGUGUCUACCCGGAAAUAAAGGCUCAAGAUGACUUUGCUGUCAUUAAAACAGCACUAGGCUACCAAGAUCAAAUCCCUGCUAAAUCUGAGAGAGUGGACAACUUGGACUUCUAUCGAUAUAGCCCUUGUGUGGGAAAUAGCUUCUCUGGACAGUCCUACCGAUAUGAAAAUGCUGAUUACUAAUAAACCGAACUAUAAAAUCUGCAUGCUUGUACUUUGAAUAUCAGCAUGAGAAAUCACGUAACGCUUCUUUCAACAAUGUUGAAAUUCAAUGUUAUUCCAUCUAUACCAUACCAUGCUAUUAAUGUGUCUGCUGCUAUCAUAUUCCUUAUUUUGUAAAAAUAAUACUUGUUAAUAUUUAAAGAAAAAAUAUGACAAGAUAAACUUUUGAUGACGUAUAGACAGAGCAUGCAAUGAUUUAUUAACAACUGCAGGACAAAAAUAAAUAUAAUAAAACUUGGUG